Messenger RNA from Neofelis nebulosa (Clouded leopard), 4442 nucleotides. It is a transcript of the gene SLC6A2, whose product is annotated as solute carrier family 6 member 2. The coding region runs from base 346 to 2307 and encodes 653 amino acids. Gene Ontology annotation, molecular function: norepinephrine:sodium symporter activity; dopamine:sodium symporter activity; neurotransmitter:sodium symporter activity. The transcript is spliced from 16 exons. The record is from RefSeq and is a predicted model, not a curated record. Gene Ontology annotation, biological process: dopamine uptake involved in synaptic transmission; sodium ion transmembrane transport. Lineage: Eukaryota; Metazoa; Chordata; Mammalia; Carnivora; Felidae. Gene Ontology annotation, cellular component: presynaptic membrane; neuronal cell body membrane; plasma membrane.
CUGGGGCUGCCGGAGGUGGCACAGAUCCCGAGCUGGGGGACAGGGGGCAGCCAACGGCACGGGCAGGGUCACCGCCCUGGGAAACCUCCGCCUCCGCGUGUCCCAACCCAGCCAUUUGGGGGCGAGAGGGAGCGGGCGAAUGAGGGAAGCGCUGUGGGGUCCGGGACCAGACCCACAGGGCCGGCAGGGUUGGUCUCCAACUCUUAAGUUCCGUCUCAGUUCCGCGCCACUACCGCUCUUUCCAAAUUUUACCAACAGACGCGUGCGAGUCUGGGGGAACCCUGCGUCCGCUCGAGCCUCGGCGCGCUCCCAGUACGGCUGACGUCCCCCUCGCCAACCGCACCCAUGCUUCUGGCGCGGAUGAAGCCGCAGGUGCAGCCCGAGAACGGCGGGGCGGACCCGGGGCCGGAGCAGCCGGUGCAAGGGCGCAAAGCCGCGGAGCUGUUGGUGGUGAAAGAGCGCAACGGCGUCCAGUGUCUCCUGGCGUCCCGCGAUGGCGACGAGCAGCCCCGGGAGACCUGGGGCAAGAAGAUCGACUUCCUGCUGUCAGUGAUCGGCUUCGCGGUGGACCUGGCCAACGUGUGGCGCUUCCCCUACCUCUGCUACAAGAAUGGUGGCGGUGCCUUUCUGAUCCCGUACACCCUGUUCCUUAUCAUUGCUGGGAUGCCCCUGUUCUACAUGGAGUUGGCUCUGGGCCAGUACAACCGAGAAGGGGCAGCCACAGUGUGGAAGAUCUGCCCAUUUUUCAAAGGAGUUGGCUACGCUGUGAUCCUCAUCGCCAUCUACGUUGGCUUCUACUACAACGUCAUCAUCGCCUGGUCUCUCUACUACCUCUUCUCCUCCUUCACCCUCAAGCUGCCUUGGACCGACUGCGGCCAUGCCUGGAACAGCCCCAACUGCACCGACCCCAAGCUCCUCAACAGCUCUGUGCUGGGCAACCACACCAAGUACUCCAAGUACAAGUUCACGCCGGCAGCAGAGUUUUACGAGCGUGGCGUCCUGCACCUUCAUGAGAGCGGCGGGAUCCACGACAUCGGCCUGCCCCAGUGGCAGCUCUUGCUGUGUCUGAUGGUCGUCGUCGUCAUCCUGUUUUUUAGCCUCUGGAAAGGAGUGAAGACAUCAGGAAAGGUGGUGUGGAUCACGGCCACGCUGCCCUACCUCAUGCUGUUUGUGCUCCUGGUCCAUGGCAUCACGCUGCCUGGUGCCUCCAACGGCAUCAACGCCUACCUGCACAUCGACUUCUACCGCCUGAGAGAGGCCACGCCUCCUCCAGCUCACUGUCCUACCCAGAGACACAGACUAAGUGAAGAUGGGGUGAACGCGGAGUGGAGUCCGCAGCAGUGGAGCGAGGCUGGGAUCAGAGUGUUGGAGGUGUGGAUCGAUGCGGCGACUCAGAUAUUUUUUUCCUUGGGGGCUGGAUUUGGAGUCCUGAUUGCAUUUGCCAGUUACAACAAAUUUGACAACAACUGCUACAGGGACGCCCUGCUCACCAGCACCAUCAACUGUGUCACCAGCAUCAUCUCUGGGUUCGCCAUCUUCUCCAUCCUUGGCUACAUGGCCCAUGAACACAAGGUCAACAUUGAGGACGUUGCCACCGAAGGAGCCGGCCUGGUUUUCAUCCUGUACCCAGAAGCCAUUUCCACCCUCUCGGGAUCCACAUUCUGGGCUGUCGUGUUCUUCAUCAUGCUUCUGGCUCUGGGAAUUGACAGCUCGAUGGGAGGCAUGGAGGCCGUCAUCACAGGCCUGGCAGACGACUUCCAGGUCCUGAAGAGACACCGGAAACUCUUCACAUUUGGUGUCACCUUUGGAACCUUCCUUCUGGCCCUGUUCUGCAUAACCAAGGGUGGGAUAUACGUGCUGACCCUGCUGGACACCUUUGCGGCGGGGACCUCCAUUCUGUUUGCCGUGCUCAUGGAAGCCAUCGGAGUCUCCUGGUUUUAUGGUGUGGACAGGUUCAGCAACGACAUCCAGCAGAUGAUGGGGUUCAAGCCAGGCCUGUACUGGAGACUGUGCUGGAAGUUCGUGAGCCCCGCCUUCCUCCUGUUUGUGGUGGUGAUGAGCGUCGUCAACUUCAAGCCACUCACCUACGAUGACUACAUCUUCCCGCUCUGGGCCAACUGGGUUGGAUGGGGCAUCGCGCUGUCCUCCAUGGUCCUGGUGCCUGCCUACAGCGUCUACAAGUUCUUCAGCACGCGGGGCUCCCUUCGGGAGAGGCUGGCCUAUGGCAUCACCCCGGAGAACGAGCAUCACCUGGUGGCCCAGAGGGAUGUCAGGCAGUUCCAACUGCAGCACUGGCUGGCCAUCUGAGCCCCAAGGAGGGACCCUGCCAUGCCGACGUCCAGGUCCAAGGCUUCGCUGCCACCCCGGACACAGUCUUGGGACUCCUCUCCCGAAAGAUGUUCUCUCCAUCCCUACCCCUCUUUCCCCAGUUACAAAUGAUUUCGUGACCUCGUUUUUCUUCACCUUCUGUUCAUCCGGCCCGGAGGCUUUGAGCUUGGAUUGGAAAGUCUGGAGGGGGAGGAGGAGGGGAGGGAACAGGAAAAGUGACUUCCAUCGAGCCCCUUUUGUUUUGGGAAAGCCUCACCCACCCUGGGAUCUGGCCCAAGCUGAGCUCCAUCCACGGCUCGGGCAGAAUUCACCACUACCUUGCUUGCACUUCGGGGCCACAGGAGAAAUCCCGCCCACCAAAUCAGAGAGAGGAUGUCGCUUUUGGCCAGAUACCAUAAAACCGAACACAAACAAAAAGGCCGGCUGCGUCUGGGGCAGGGGAUCCUCUCUCUCUCUUGCCACCCAGUCAGCAUUCUGGUGUCUGAACCUUGAUCAGGGAGCGUGGCUUGGUUUGUUCCGGUCACCAGUCUGGAUAGAUGCUUUGGAGGCUUGUGAGAAGAAUCCUUCAUGGUUAGUUUUCACUCUGGCUAAGCUGAAUCUGAUUUGUGCGUGUUCUGGAACAUUCUUCCAGCUUCUGGUGGUCAGAGGGUCCAGAGCCAUGGAUGUCACGAGGCAAAAUGUAGAUGAGCCGCAGUGAGGAGGUUUUGCAGAAGUACCACAUGAGCUCAUAGAGGCCACGUGCAGGUCUUGGUCUGUCGGGCACAUGGGGCCCAGAAACCCAUCUGUGGCUUCUGAGAUCUUUCUGGGGGACUUGGGACAGGAACCCAGCGAGGCCAGAAGUGUGUCUGUACUAUGGAAUUCUCUGCCGUCCUCACAGGGACAGGUGGAUGCCCAAGGGCAUCCUGAUAGGCUGUUUGUUUAUCUGUUGUCCGCAGACACCUGCAAAGGUCUUCCCUGGGAAUCCCACCCAGCACGGACCAGGGCUCUCAAGUGGUGGGGAGUUGGCCCUGAAAACUCCCUUUGUUUCUCCUGAUGGUCUUAACUUGGCAUCUGAGGGCAUGGUGGAGCCAAGCAGGUAGCAACCUGGUCAGUCAAGUCGAGGGGAAAAUAUUCUGAGCUGAUGGAGCAGGAUGAUGGUUUUAGAGAAUUUGCAGGUUGACUUCUGAUACACAUUUGCAAGUGGCGCCCUCUGGUGGUGGUGGUGGUGGUGAGUUUCAGCUCAUUCAGAGAACAGAUUUGUAGUUUGGGAAGUUGGUGGCAUCUAUUUGGGGUUUCUGUUUAUGGUUUGAGUCUCUUAUGCCUUCCUUGGAAAUCUAGAUUCAGAGGUUCUUGUUGUGACUGAGGAAGCCCCUAUUGAGGAAUCUUGGGCCAUAAAUAAAUAAAUAAAUAGGCCGCUCAUACUGGGAGUGUAGGAAGACUCACAUCCAGAAGGUACUUUGCAUAAGACUGGGGUGUCCCUGAGCCCGAUCAAUCAAUCAUGCAGUUUGUGGAAGAGGGUUAUGUUGGGGGCGGGGGGAGUGGUGGGGCAGGGAGGUGGUCUUCUCUCUGAAGGUCCUGAGAUUUCCCUGCUAAGUCAGUGUCCUUGGGUCAUUUUUUGGAGAAAAGUGGGAGAAUCAGAAGACUUUUGAUACUUUUAUGUAAAAAGGCCAGUUCAAAGGCUAAGCCCAAGUGGCAGGUGUCUUGGACUGCUGUGGAAGGCGGGGCCUGAGGGCAUCCAACGGAGCUGAACAAUAAGGUGGGGGCGAAGGAGAUGAGGGAAGGGCGACCCAUCACAGGUGGGAUCUGGUCCCAUAAGCGACUUCAAAUCCUCCCGUGAAGAGUAACUCCUCCCUAGGUGUUCUAGUCGUUUUACACACAGUCCCUUCAUCCCUGUCACCUCCCAUCUUCCCAGCAAGGAUUGCACGGCUGGUCUCUGUCCCAUUUCCUAGGUGGGAACACCAAGGCUCAGUAUUUCGGCCGCUCUUGUUCAAGUUUUCUCAGCUCCUAAGGGAUCCAGUCAGACCCUCAAGUCGGAUCCCGUGCCUCUUAGCCCAGAGCACUUUGAAAUCCCCAGCACACUAUGGUUUACCCCACCCAGGGCUGUCGUUAAAAAAUAAACAAAACCCAGUCAAGUG